Messenger RNA from Gadus morhua (Atlantic cod), 936 nucleotides. RefSeq names its product shadow of prion protein (gene sprn). Bases 127 to 600 code for a protein of 157 amino acids. Gene Ontology annotation, cellular component: membrane. The transcript is spliced from 2 exons. The record is from RefSeq and is a predicted model, not a curated record. Lineage: Eukaryota; Metazoa; Chordata; Actinopteri; Gadiformes; Gadidae.
GACUAUACGAGGGGGCGCGCAGCGCGCUCAAGAAAGCAUCCGUGUGAGCGCGCUUUUAGAUCACCCUAUUUCAUCUGUUCCGUCCCCAUACAUAUCAAAAGAGGAUCGGAUAAAGGAUUUUCCGCGAUGAAGAUGAUGAACCAGCUGUGGGCGUCCUGCUGGACGUGUCUCCUCCUCUCCAUGUUGCUGUGCGAGCCCGUGCUGUGCAAAGGAGGUCGCGGUGGCUCCAGGGGCUCCUCGCGAGGCACCUCCUCGCGCAGCUCAAACGCGGGAAAAUAUAACGGCGCCGGGACGCGCUCUCGUUACAGGUCCACGGGACGCUCGUCUCCGGUGCGCGUCGCGGCAGCAGCGGCAGCCGGCGCGGCGGUGGCGGUUGCGUUAACGGCGGACGGCUGGUACGCGUCCGCCUACCGCCGUACCAAGGCGGGCAGCUCGGAGGAAGAUUUGGAUUAUUACAACAACAACAACAACACCAAUUAUUUUGACGCUCUGAUGUCACGAUCAACCCAAAAUGUGUCAUCGCUCACCCAAGUUGUUUCUAUUAUCAUUGCUACAUUCUCUCCAGCAUAUGGAGCGAUUAUGGACAGUAUAUUUUAUUAAACACUCUGUUUCUGGUUAGUUUUCCUGCUUCCCUGUACACAUUGGACACCUGGCCAGCACUGUGGACAUGCGCAUUGUGCAUCCUGAGGAGGCUACGCACAGUGACACAGACUUUUAAAUGUAUGCAAUCUAAUUGGCAAAACAUUGAGCCCCCAUAACAUUAACAUCGACUCUUUCGAAAAUUAGGUUCACAGGAUCUGAAUUGUUCCUUGUCAACUCUUGACAUUUUUUUUCUCCCAAACAUCUCCCAAUUUUUUUCUCCCAAAAAACUGAAUGACCCCUUAAUUGGUCACUGAGUUCAUUAUCGGUCGGCCUCUUGCAGCCGUUUUGUUCCGA